Messenger RNA from Culicoides brevitarsis, 1679 nucleotides. RefSeq lists its product as uncharacterized. Lineage: Eukaryota; Metazoa; Arthropoda; Insecta; Diptera; Ceratopogonidae. The record is from RefSeq and is a predicted model, not a curated record. The transcript is spliced from 3 exons. Bases 153 to 1508 code for a protein of 451 amino acids.
UGGCAAGAGAGGCGAGUUUUUCGUAUUUAUUUUUAGAUCAGUCUGUUAGUCUCUUUUUGUUCGUCUUCUUCCACAGUCGAUCGCGCGACUUGCUUAGACACUUUUUUUUAAAAAAAAUAUUUAUAAUGAAAUGAUAAUUGAAUACGGCAAAAAUGUUGAAAUUAUUUUGUUUUGUGAUUUUUUUCGGGGAAGUACUCUCGGUUCAUGACGCAUUACUGGAUUUAAAAAAAUGCUGUCUUAAAGGUCGUUUUGAUCCAAAUACGCAAAAAUGUAUCACAAAUGACGAGAGAAACUAUCCUCCGGCAAUUUUGUGUCGCGAAUUGGUGUCGGAAAAAGAGUUUUCCGAAGAAGAUAUGAAGGAAGCAGGACAUGUUUGUGUUGCCGAUGUCUUGGAAUCUGAAACAGGGCGACUUGUGAAGGAACAUUUCGUUUGUGAUGAGUUCGAAAAGUGUUGCACAAGCGGAAAAUUCGAUCAACGAAGGAAAAUGUGUGUAGAUCCAACGACGUCAGCGCGAUAUACGUUCUCGUUGUAUUGCAGAAAAUUUGUGCCAGAUGAGGAAGUAGCAGCGGCAGCACUGUUUACUUCAAAUAAUGCUUCUAGCGAUGUUUGUGUGGAAAAAAUUGCUGAUGUUGAGACAACGACAGAAGCGUACCUGACUUGUGAGAAAAUCAACUACGAACUUGCUCUCACCUUUGAAACGUGGCUUUAUCCGUUCUCGAUUGCCUUUCUUUUGCUCACCCUUUACUAUUACGUCACGGAAUUGAAAGACUUGCGAUCGGCACAAGAUAUCGCCUUCAUGUUUGCGGUAGCGUGUCUUGCAGCUCAUAUGAUUCUGCAUAUGGCACGGUACAGCAAAAGUAUUGCGUGGGUUACAUUGGUUUACAAUUACGCUGGACGAUACUUUAAGACGGCGUACUUUUCGUGGUUUAACGUCAUGGUGCUAAGUCGACUUUUUGAGAAUCGGAAUUUAGCCAACAACAACUACUUCGAAAACAAUAUUCGACCAUUUUGGCGCCAUUUGUACGCUUGGAGCGUCCCGAUGCUUUUUAUCAUAAUUUACAUCUGCUACCCUCGAAUGAAUUGGCAUAUCCCCAUUUUGUGUCUAUGGAUCGUUAACGUCAUCCUGCUACUUGCAGCUAUCGCAGCAGUUGAAUAUGACAGAACCAAUUUUGAAAAACUGAUUUGGGAGCGAAAUCAUUACCGAACGUGGUUAUUGGUGCGACUCUUUAUGGGCGCCGGCGUCUUGUGGGUUUUUGGCGCCAAAUAUCGAAUUCCAAUUUUCACGUCACUUUUCGCGCUUCAAGGCAUUCUCGUAUUUUUGAUAAUGGUUAUUUAUCGAUACAGUGCGAAACGAAUGCUGGGAGGCGUGAAAUGCUUCUGCUUUACAUUUCCGAAAAAGUGGAAACAGAUUCCAAGGAUUGAUGAGGAUAAUGUCGCGUCAGAUGUGACGUGUAAUAAUACGAAGGAUGAUGAUAGUUAUGUGUUAAGAAUACCGUUAGAUAUUUAGAAAAGUAGUGAAAAUGAAUCCUCAUUAAAUUUUAAGGAAAGUUUAGUUUUAAGACUUGUGUGCCAAAUAUAUGAUUAUUUUCUAACGUUCAGUAAGAUAUUGUUGAAAGUACAAUUUAUGUGAAAUAUGAAUCAAUGUAUCAAUAAAGCAAUAGGUAAUCUCGAUGAUUUA